CGCCGCAGCCUCAACAAACAUUAGUGGAAUAAACGCAAACCUUCACUGAGCGUCUCUCCUUCAGUAUUUAGUUUUUAGCCAUUCAGUUGGCUUUAUUUUAUCCAGAUUGUCAUCUACGGGUGUCCGACAAGCUUUCUAAUCUGGAGGAGGACGGGGAGACUAGCAUGGCCAUGACGGGAGGCAUGGCUGCGCCACUCCCGAUGAGUAACCACACCCGUGAGCGUGUGACGGUGGCCAAACUCACGCUGGAGCACUUCUACAGCACCUUGCUCACCCAGCACGAGGAGAGGGAGAUGAGGCAGAAGAAGCUGGAGAAGGUGAUGGAUCAGGAGGGUUUACCUGAUGAAGAGAAGAGCAUGAGGCGCUCUCUGCACGCCCGUAAGGAGACAGAGUUUUUGCGGCUCAAGAGGACGCGCCUGGGUCUUGAUGACUUUGAGUCCCUCAAAGUGAUCGGGAGAGGAGCAUUUGGAGAGGUGCGACUGGUUCAGAAAAAGGACACUGGUCACAUUUAUGCUAUGAAGAUCCUCAGGAAAGCAGAUAUGCUAGAAAAAGAGCAGGUGGCUCAUAUCCGGGCGGAGAGGGAUAUCCUGGUAGAAGCCGAUGGUGCCUGGGUAGUAAAGAUGUUCUACAGUUUUCAGGAUAAACGCAAUCUUUAUCUCAUCAUGGAGUUCCUGCCUGGAGGAGAUAUGAUGACUCUGCUGAUGAAGAAAGACACCCUUUCUGAAGAGGCUACUCAGUUUUAUAUUGCAGAGACCGUCCUGGCCAUAGACUCCAUUCACCAGCUGGGCUUCAUUCACAGAGACAUAAAACCUGAUAACCUACUGCUUGAUUCACGGGGCCAUGUGAAACUGUCAGACUUCGGUCUCUGUACAGGCUUGAAGAAGGCCCAUCGGACUGAGUUUUACCGGAACCUAACGCACAACCCUCCCAGUGACUUUUCCUUUCAGAACAUGAACUCAAAACGGAAGGCAGAAACAUGGAAGAAGAACCGGAGGCAGCUGGCAUAUUCGACCGUUGGCACACCAGAUUACAUUGCCCCCGAGGUCUUCAUGCAGACAGGUUACAACAAACUGUGUGACUGGUGGUCUCUUGGAGUGAUAAUGUACGAGAUGCUGAUAGGCUACCCACCCUUCUGUUCUGAGACGCCACAGGAAACUUACAGGAAAGUCAUGAAUUGGCGAGAAACGCUGACCUUCCCCCCUGAGGUCCCCAUUUCAGAGAGAUCCAAGGACCUGAUCCUUAGGUACUGUGCAGAUGCAGAAAACAGGAUUGGAUCAGGAAGUGUGGAUGAAAUCAGAUCUCACCCUUUCUUUGAGUCAGUGGACUUGGAGCACAUCAGAGAAAGACCUGCUGCUAUUUCCAUUGACAUCAAGAGCAUUGAUGAUACGUCGAACUUUGACGACUUUCCAGAGUCAGACAUUCUACAGCCAGUGACAAAUGUAACAGAACCAGACUUUAAAUCAAAAGACUGGGUUUUCCUCAACUACACCUACAAACGGUUUGAGGGACUCACUCAGCGUGGAACCAUCCCUACCUACAUGAAGGCGGGCAAAGCAUGAAAGCAUGAGUGAUAUCAGCGUACUUGGAACUUAAAAGACAAUUAAAUUGCAGAUGUUGGCCUCUUGCUUCUUUCAGAGAUUCUCUCUGUUCCCAUGAGCCCAUCUGUAUAGAAGCUUAUGCACUGCCGCUUUGUGCCACAUAGUAGACCUGUUCUCAGAGGAGUCCCUGGCGAUGCUAAAAAUGAAAAGUAAUUAAAAAAAGAUUGAUAAUUGUAUCGCCACCCAAACACAUUGAAAGACUCCUGCUGCUCUGCUAAAAUGAGACAUAAAAGUUGUCCAAAUGCUUUUCAACACUGGGUCACAAAUCAAAAAGGGAAGUAGAUACAACACUGAAGCCUUACGUUUACAUUACAGUGGGUGUAACUUUAUCCUCAAACCUCUUAGGUGACAAAGCUGCAAUAAAGUCAAUUUCCAGAGGAAGUUGAGAAUCUGUAUAACUCCAAAUGGUGGAUGUACAUGUUUAACAUGUUAGCACAUAAUUUACUACCUAAUGCUGAAUAGUUUUGAUUUUGUUCAUUUUUUUGUUGUAUGAUUACAACCUAUCUAAAUGAUACUUGAAUGGUUCCUCUUUAAAUAAGUGCCAGCGAGUAGCCAAUCCUCCAAUUCUCUGUUCCGGUGCAUUUCACACACAAAGUGAACUGGUUGUUUCAUUUUUUUUUUUCCUCUCUUUGUUUGAUAGUGGGUGUGGUUUACCUAUGCAAUCAUUUUAAAUUCUUUUGUAAUGCAUGCUAAAUGUACUGUAGGUUCAAUCGGUGGGAAUUUUUGAGGAAAGACAUGGGUUGAAAAGAGAUUUAAAUAAUCUUUUAAUUUGCAAAAACAUUUAAGCAUAUCAUCAAUAACACUAACGCUUUGUUAGACAAGAGUUUGACAAAGCUUCAGUGCAUAAUGCCAGUAAAGAUGUAAACUUCCAGUAUAGGUCAUUUUUUAAAUCAAACGGUAUAAUGGUGAUAAGAGAAAGGUGAUGGUUAAGUAUUAGCAUUACUGUUUAUAAAAAGAUAAGAAAUCAUAGCCAGUGGCAUCAUUUGAUACUCAUUGAUUUAAUGGUCACUCACAAUUAAACCUCUCUUAUAAGCAUUCUUAACUUACUGACAUCUGCUGUUGUGCAUGACUACAAUUUACUGGCCUGAUAGGCUGAAGAGUGAACAAAUGCCAUCCUUCACAAAUGCUGUAGCUAAGAGGAAUUUGUAAUGUGUAAAAGAUUGGUGCUGGUUUUUUUUUUUUUACUUUUGCCAUUUUGUUAUCUGUUGACUUGAUGGAAAUGUAAAAAUUAAAG
Xyrauchen texanus (razorback sucker) is the source of this 2832-nucleotide messenger RNA. RefSeq names its product serine/threonine-protein kinase 38-like. The coding region runs from base 165 to 1559 and encodes 464 amino acids. Gene Ontology annotation, biological process: intracellular signal transduction; peptidyl-serine phosphorylation. NCBI's taxonomy places the organism in Eukaryota, Metazoa, Chordata, Actinopteri, Cypriniformes, Catostomidae. The transcript has 14 exons. Gene Ontology annotation, molecular function: protein serine/threonine kinase activity; ATP binding. The record is from RefSeq and is a predicted model, not a curated record.